Scatophagus argus is the source of this 4133-nucleotide messenger RNA. Its product is annotated as hexokinase HKDC1-like. The record is from RefSeq and is a predicted model, not a curated record. Gene Ontology annotation, cellular component: cytosol; mitochondrion. NCBI's taxonomy places the organism in Eukaryota, Metazoa, Chordata, Actinopteri, Scatophagidae. The transcript is spliced from 21 exons. Bases 265 to 3084 code for a protein of 939 amino acids. Gene Ontology annotation, biological process: glycolytic process; glucose 6-phosphate metabolic process; intracellular glucose homeostasis. Gene Ontology annotation, molecular function: glucokinase activity; fructokinase activity; ATP binding.
GGAGAAAGGGGUUUGGCUUGCUGUUAAUCAUUGAGUUAAAGUGGAGGCUGGUUUCUGCUCAGUGAAUUCAGUGAGAACAGAACAAUCAGAGUGGGACAGCAGGGGAGAAACAGACUUCAUGUAUCUUAAUGUGUGUACACUUUGAAUGUGUUUUUCAUCAGCACUUCAUUGGAGGUUGUGCGCUUGUGUCCUGCACUGAUUCACUUAAGCUCAUUCACAAAACAUCUGGAAGAGUUUUCACUGUGGGGUCUGCUGUACAUCAACAUGUUAGCUGUUCACCUCGUUUCCUUCUUCUUCUCCAAACUCCAGGAGGACCCCACGAAAAAGGUGGACAGGUUCCUCUAUGCUAUGCGUCUCCAUGACGACCAGCUAAAACACAUCGCGGCUCGUUUCCAGGCUGAAAUGAAGAAGGGGCUUUCAUCGGACAGCAACGCCACAGCGGCGGUGAAGAUGCUGCCCACACAUGUUCGCUCCACUCCUGAAGGAACAGAGAAAGGACAGUUUCUGGCAUUGGAUCUUGGAGGCUCUAAGUUUAAGGUGCUCCAAGUUAAAGUGAGAGAAGACAUGGGGAUUAGGAGGGGAGGCGUGGAGAUGGUGGAAAAGAUCUACCCGAUAUCGAAGGAGCUACUCACUGGGAAAGGAACGGAGUUGUUCGAUCAUGUUUCAGAGUCUCUAAAGGAUUUCAUGCGUGAGAAGAACAUCAGUUUGGAGAAGAAACAUCCUUUGGCUUUCACUUUCUCUUUCCCCUGUGAACAGUCCACCUUGGAUAAGGGAUUAUUACUGAGCUGGAGUAAGAACUACCGGGUUCGAGGCCUUCAGGGUAAAGAUGUGGUCCAGGCCCUCAGAGACGCUAUUGACAGAACUGGGGGUAUGAAUGUGGAGGUGCUAGCCAUGGUUAACGACUCUGUAGCAACCAUGAUGACCUGCGGCUUUGAUGACCAGCACUGUGAAGUAGGACUCAUCAUCGGCACUGGCACCAAUGCCUGCUACAUGGAGGAGCUGCGUCACGUCGACCUGGUGGAGGGAGACGAAGGCAGGAUGUGUGUGAACACCGAGUGGGGGGCCUUCGGAGACGACGGGGCUCUGGAUGAUUACAUCACUGAGUUUGACCGUGAGGUCGAUGCAGCCUCCAACAAUCCUGGAAAACAAAUCUUUGAGAAGAUGAUCAGUGGGAUGUAUCUGGGCGAGUUAGUGAGACUGGUUGUAUUAAAGAUGGCUAAAGUUGGACUGCUGUUUGACGGAAAGGUGUCUGAAGCCCUGAGAACUAAAGGGAAGAUAACCACUGCACAUGUAGCAGCCAUGGAGGAGUACAAAACUGGUUUGAAGAACACAAGAGACAUUCUCAUGGAGCUUGACUUGAACCCAUCAUCUGACGACUGUGUUGCUGUCCAGCAUGUCAGCACCAUAGUGUCCUUCAGGUCCUCAAAUCUGGUGGCUGCAGGAUUGGUGGCCAUCUUGAGUCGAAUUAAACAAAAUCGGGAUUUGAGAACACUGAAGAUCACCGUGGGUGUGGAUGGAACUCUGUACAAGACACACCCACAGUAUCUUAAACGUCUCCAUAAAGUCGUACGCCGCUUGCUUCCUGAGUGCCAUGUCAGAUUUGUCCUCUCAGACAGCGGCAGCAGCAAAGGAGCCGCCUUAGUGACAGCAGUUGCCCAACGGCUGGCAUCACAAAGGCGACAGGUGGAUGAGACACUGUCUCCCUUCAAACUGAGCCAAGAGCAGCUGCAGUUGGUCAAGGUCAAAAUGAGGGAGGGCCUGGAAGCGGGCCUGAAGACUAAAGGCCCCUCUGCCAUCAAGAUGCUGCCUUCUUUUGUGUACCGCACGCCUGAUGGCACAGAGCAUGGAAAGUACCUUGCUUUGGAUCUGGGUGGAACAAACUUCAGAGCAUUGCUGGUGAAUUUUAAAAAAGGUCUGCAACAGAACUCACACCUUUACCAUAAGAUCUACACCAUACCACAGGAGAUAAUGCAGGGAACUGGAGAAGAGUUGUUCGAUCAUAUAGCGCAGUGUGUUGGUGACUUCCUGGACUACAUGGGAAUGAAGAAUGUUAAACUUCCUGCAGGCUUCACAUUCUCUUUCCCCUGUGAGCAGACCGCGAUCGACACGGGCACACUGGUGAGCUGGACUAAAGGCUACAAGGCCACAGGCUGUGAAGGACAUGAUGUUGUUAGCAUGCUGAGGGAGGCCAUCCACAGACGCAAUGACUUUGACUUGGACAUAGUAGCAGUAGUCAACGACACAGUUGGCACCAUGAUGAGCUGUGCCUAUGAAGACCCUCAGUGUGAAGUUGGACUGAUUGCUGGAACUGGCACUAAUGUUUGUUACAUGGAGGAAAUGAAAAACAUUGAGAAGACUAAACCAAAGAUGGGAAGAACUGAAAGACAAGGAGAAAAGGAUGAUGAGCCCGAAGGAGAGAAAAAAGAGAACCAUGCUGAGAUAUCAAAGAUGUGUAUAAACACAGAGUGGGGAGGUCUGGGUGAUGAUGGCUCCCUGGAUGACAUCAUCACACCAUAUGACAUGGAGGUGAACCAAAACUCACUUCACCCUGGAAAACAAAGGUUUGAAAAGAUGACCAGUGGAAUGUAUUUAGGAGAAGUGGUCCGUCAGGUGUUGCUGGAUUUAACCAGAGGAGGGUUGCUGUUCAGGGGACGUGUUACUGAACCUUUAAAAACACCUGGAAUAUUCAAAACUGAAUAUCUGUCACAAAUAGAGAGUGACCGCCUGGCGUUACUGCAGGUCAGAUGUAUCCUCCAACAGCUGGGGCUAAACAGCACCUGUGAUGACAGCAUUAUUGUCAAGGAGGUAUGCGGGGCAGUGUCACGACGUGCAGCUCAGCUGUGUGGGGCAGGAAUGGCGGCCGUGGUCGAUAAGAUCAGAGAGAACCGAGGACUGGACCAUCUGAACAUCACUGUAGGGGUGGACGGGGCACUUUACAAACUGCAUCCACAUUUCUCCCGAGUCCUCCAGGAGACUGCUCGAGUUUUGGCUCCUCGGUGUAACGUGACCUUCCUGCCGUCAGAGGAAGGCAGCGGGAAGGGUGCCGCCCUCAUCACGGCCGUGGCCAGACAGAGGGAUGACUGAAAAAAGUGUUUUCCACUUUUGUCUCGAUUUGGAGUACCCACUACCCUAAGCACUGCUGUUUGUCCCUGUAACCUGCAGACCUCAAAAUGGAGUCGGCAAAGAGCUCCAGCUGAAAGGAAUAACACAUGCGGAGGGUUUCCCAGCAUGAUUCCUCACAAGCUCCCCACCCAUCAACACAGGCCUUUUGUCUGACUGCUGCCAGAGACUGAAUUCCUUUUCCCAAUAAUAUCUGAAGAACUGGAUUCCAAUUGAUGGAUUUUUGCAAAAUGACAACAAAGCUUGUCAACCUGCUUCUCAAACUUUUUUUCUUAUUUGCCCUCUGAAUUUUUGGUACUUGAGGGCUUCAAACCAAAGCUCUCUGGUUUUUAUGUUUAUUGUCGUGGGAAUAAACUACAGCUGAGUGGUUGCUUUUGGACAAGAACGAACACUCAAACAUCAAAAUUCACAUCCUGCAAAUGACACAAGUUUAGUACGUCAUGUGAGGUCAAAGAAAAAUGAUACGUGCAGCUCACCUAACUGACCGUUCACAUCAGGUGUCAAAAUGUGAUUAUAGUCUACAUGAUGUGAUUCUGUGAAGAACUGAACAGUCUCGUCCCUUCUGUUCCAACAUUCACCCACACUGCCUGUUUAUGUGUUCCUAUUCACUGACUUUUUUGUUUGUUUGUUUUACAAUAUUUACUUAAAGAUAUACUACUACAGAUUUUCCCUUAAAAAAAAACAACAACAACAAUGUAUAGACUCAUACCAAAAUAAUUCCUUAUUGCUCUCUGAGUGAUGUUUUUGGGCAUCAAGGAUUCUGGACGAAGACGAUUAAUUGUGGACUCUCAUUCCCAAGUUGUCAGUUACUGAGGUGACAAUUUAGUGACAAUUUGACCGCCUGGGAAUAAGACUCAACAGUCAACUCUCAUUACUCAGAGUCACUUACAGUGUGGUUACAGACAGCAACCAACAAAUCCUGCAGAGCAUACCUGCAACAGAUAUAAAUAUCUGGCUGGCUUAAUGAUAAAAAAUAAAAAAUUGGAUGUUUGAAAAACUAACUUCUUCAGUGA